AGAACGACGCAAUUAAACGAAAGUAACUAAAUCUCUGAACCAAUGGGAGCUGUUUUGGGCCUCUGUUCUGCCGCCCAGUGCGCCCUCUGCUGCGGUGGCACUGCGGCGAGCAUGUGCUGCUCGGCCUGUCCCAGCUGCACGAAUGCAUCCUCCUCCCGGUUCAUGUACGCCUUCAUCCUGCUGGUGGGCACUGUCCUGGGGGCCAUUGCCCUGUCGCCCGGGCUGCAGGACACUCUGAAGAAGCUGCCCUUCUGCAUCAACUCGACAUCAACGUAUAGCUCCAAGGCCAUUGACACCUUCUCGGGUGGUUCCCUGCAGGUGGACUGUGAAUAUGCGCUGGGAUACAUGGCUGUCUAUAGGGUCUGCUUCGGUAUGGCCUGCUUCUUUGCGCUAAUGGCUCUGAUUAUGCUGGGGGUGAAGAGUUCCCGGGAUCCGCGCUCACACAUACAGAACAACUUUUGGCCACUGAAGUUCCUGAUUUGCUUUGGAGCCGCCAUCGGGGCCAUCUUCAUACCAGACGGCUCCUUUGGUCCGGCGAUGAUGUGGGUGGGUCUCAUUGGCGGCUUGGCAUUCAUACUCGUACAGUUGGUCAUCAUUGUGGAUUUCGCACACAGUCUGGCAGAGUCUUGGAUCGAGGGCGCCGAAAACAGUCGUGGCUACUACUACGCCCUGGCUGGGGUCACUCUCCUGGGCUAUAUCUUAUCGCUGACGGGCAUUACUCUGCUGUAUAUCUACUUUACCACGUCCACUGGCUGCGGCAUCAACAAGUUCUUCAUCUCUAUUAAUCUGAUCUUCUGCCUGGUCAUCAGCGUCAUCUCUAUACUGCCGGCUGUCCAGGAGCGUCUUCCCCACUCGGGCCUGCUGCAGAGCUCUCUUGUCACCCUGUACACUGUCUACUUGACCUGGUCGGCUGUGGCUAACAAUCCAGAGAAGGCCUGCAAUCCGGGAAUGUUUGGCCUGAUGGAAGGAUUCGGAAAUGGCACUACCACCACCAUUGCGCCACCCACUCCGCCCUCGCACAACUCAAAGGUUACCUUCGAUACGACCAACAUCAUUGGCCUGGUCGUUUGGCUGCUCUGCAUCCUGUACAACUGCAUCAGCUCCGCCGUGGAGGUGUCCAAGAUCACCCAUGACAACAGCGAGAAGCGUGUUUUAACAGAAGCUCUAUCAGACACAGAGGCGGCCACUGACGCCGACGGCAAGCCGAGCGCCGACAACGAGGUCGAGGGCGUCACCUACUCCUGGUCCAUGUUUCACAUUGUCUUUGUCUGCGCCUCCCUCUACGUGAUGAUGACCCUCACCAAUUGGUACAAACCCAACUCGGAUAUUGAGCUCUUCAAUGGCAAUGAGGCUUCCAUGUGGGUCAAGAUCAUCUCCAGCUGGCUGGGCGUCUUCAUCUACGGCUGGAGUCUGGCCGCCCCCAUAAUUAUCUCCAAUCGCGACUUCAGUUAAACAACUGUAGUAUUAUAUAUAUAUAUAUCUAUCUUAAAAUUAUCUAGGAGUGGUGCUUAACGAGCAUAGCGAGAAUGCCAAAUUUGGAAACAGAUGGAAAAGAGUGUGUCCAGGACACUACUGGACAAAAAGAAGAUUAAUCUUGCAUUAUUUUGACUCUUAAUGUGGUGUUUACUCAACCUCAAUCAACUUAUUCUCCAACUUGCAGUUAUCCAUUAAAAACAUUAUCUAUAUCUACUAUAUUUACAAAUAUAUAACGAGAACUUUAGCGUCGUCAAACUA
Drosophila persimilis is the source of this 1734-nucleotide messenger RNA. RefSeq names its product serine incorporator 1 (gene TMS1). Lineage: Eukaryota; Metazoa; Arthropoda; Insecta; Diptera; Drosophilidae. Gene Ontology annotation, cellular component: membrane. Bases 43 to 1452 code for a protein of 469 amino acids. The record is from RefSeq and is a predicted model, not a curated record. The transcript has 6 exons.